CCUCUUAAACAUCUAAAUUUAGCCGGAAUAUCACCAUUAUCUAAAUCAAUACAAUCAACUUUCAACAGUACACCUUACACCAAAGGUUAUGGAUGGAGCCAUGCCGAUUUCGCCAGUGUAAACAAUCUGAAGCGCAUAUAAUCUAUGAGUAUCUGAUUAGAGAUGCUUUAUAAGCAAAUGUGUGAGGCGAACCGUCGCAUAUUUAGCUGUUGGUUAUUUAGUUUAUAUUUAUAUAACACCCAUAUAAGAUAUGCGUCAUUUCUCUCGCAUGGCCACAUCAAAUAUCUCCGCCAGAGACGCGUCGCUUAUAUACUGUGCUUCAAGUUAUCGAGACAUGGGUCCUCUAUACUAUAUGAUCGAAUCACUACUGUACUACACACACAAUUUUCUACUUCAAAUUGAUUUGAUAGUUAAUCACAAAAUUACGAUACAAAAAUAGAAACCCUUAUGGUGAACGAAAUUGUCACAAAACUCCCCUUACGGCCUCCAAUAUUCAUCAAUUUAAAAAUACUAAAUAACCAAGAGUUUUACGAAAAAAUAAAAUAAAAUAUAACCAACCAAUGAAUUCACUUUACCGAGAUAAUUGAACUUAAUAGUACCUCACCAAGGUGUUAACUGAGUUACCUACCAUAAAUUUCUUAAAUUAAUAAUAAUCCGAAUUGUUUACAUAUCAAUUAAAACCCAUAUCUGAUUAUCACACAUUUAUAUCCCACCGUGCAACUAUACUACCUAUACAAAAAUGAAACUGAAUCAAAAGGUUUCUUACGCUCGUCACAGACUAUCCAACUCCAACACAUCCUUACUGACCUUACUUCUAUUUUUUUUAUCAAUUAGAACCUGCACUAAACAACAACUAAGUAACUCAAAUAUUUAUACUAAACUAAAACUAAAAUAGAAGUACUUCGAAUCAACAAACAGACACCUUAAUGGCGGCUCAAUGUCUAAACUGCAAAUGCCGAGGCUCCACCAGAACAUUCUAUAACCAACCAUCAUCUUAGAUGCGUCUGUUGCGGCAAAAACCACUUUUAUUACAUUUCGCGACCCCCCACCGUAAAAUUGUUCCUAACCUGAUGAAAAUCACUCCACCAACUAUUGUGGAUGUCAAAUUUUCAAAAAUCUAUAGCAAUUCCGAAAUUCCUCACUACCCACCUGCUGUAUUAAGCAUUUGAUAUAUGUAUAAAUAAAACAAAUACAAACGAAAUAAAAGAUAAUUCAAAUUAUAUGACCAAUACAUUGUCAAACCCCACCAUCCGACAUCACCUCACCCUCAAAUAAUUAAAUAACAGUUAAACCAAUUCACAGGCCACAAUGUCAAACAUAAACCAGGUACUAACAAAUCAUAAUAAAUUCCAGUACUUACGUAAGUAAUUAAAACGAAAACAUUUCAUCUCAAAUGACCUUCUUCCUAAACAAAUUUAAAUCCUUAUAAACCCACUCAUUUCACUUUUUACUAUAAUAAUCGACGAAAUAUCAAUUAUCAACAUAACAACCGCUCAUUAAAAAAAAACAUAUCUAAAAUAAAAGGUGUUGUUGAUGGAUGGUUUUCCACUCACGACCAUCUAUAUCUAUAUUUACGCUAAAAACGCCAAAAAAAAAAAAAAACCGGGAAUAAAAAGAAUUGACAAUUAUUAAAACUUAAAUAAUACCUAAAGAUAUCAAAAAAGUAAUAUUAUGUGACGGAAUCAUACGCGUUGUGUCCGUGUACAACGAUAUGAACAUUAUUAUGUUGCGUAUUUGUGCUUAAAAAAACGUUUAGUAUCAGAAAAUCCGUUUCUAAAAGUAUUUAUAUAAUCGCUCAAUGCAGCGCUUGCUGCGUAGAACAGUGGUCAUACCGCUCCCGACCAUGCCAACUGUAGUAGUGAUACGAGCCCGGUAAUCGAAAUCCCGAGUGCUUCUGUCAAUUUAUUUAUUGCAUACUUAAAUAACAAAACAAUUUAAUUUUCUAAUUUUGAAUAUGAUAUAAUACAGAUAAGAGUAUAUUAUAUAUAAAAUAAAAAACCUACAUUACAACAAGAAAUAUUGCAAAUUUACGUCAUAAGAUAAAUUUGUUUUUUUCGUUUCUAAACGGGCUUGCUGCGUGCGCUACCUCGAUUGCCCGAUCACACGCCACUGGUGAUAUGUCAAGCAGUAAAGCCCUAAGUAGCAGCAAAUUCACCAAGAUUAAAAAAAACAAAGAAUUAAAUGGUAUUGAAGCUUGGCCAUCUUUAGGAAAUUCCCAGGGCCCAGACAAAAAAUGUAUAUCACAGAGUGAAAAUACUUCACCAAAUAUUCAAUCACAAUUGCCAAAAGUUAAUAAUUCUGUAGUUGCAAAAGAUGCCCAGACUUCUACUAAUGACAUAAUAUCAGCUAAAAAGUCUUGUCAAAAGAUUAAUGGUGUUAAAAAAAAUGAAACAAACAAUGACCUCCCAAAUAUUAAUGAACAAGAAAAUGGUACAAAUUCUGGCCAUUCAUCAUCCAAUGAAUCAAAUAAUAUUGAUAAACGAAAAAAAGUUAAACAUUCUAAAUGGACACCUCUUGAUAUUGAAAUAUCUAAAGAAAACAGUUAUAGGAGCAGACUUUCAAAAUAUCGUAGGGAUCGAUCUGGUGGUCGAGACAAAAGUAAUAAUCAAAUUAGGAAUAAAAAUAGUCGCAAGGUUUCUGAUUUGUCAGAUAAUACUAUCUCAGAUUCUGACAAACGUGAUGGAGGUCCAAUGCGAUACCUGCGACACCAACGAUCUCGCAAUAGGCUUCAAGAUGAAGAACCUAAGACUAACUCCCAAAAAACAGAUGGAAAGAAUGCUAGUUAUAAUUUUAAAGGAAGUGAUGUUUUGUACUCAGGUCCAUCCCGUUUGAAUUAUACCCAACCUUAUUGUGAAUUAGUUCCGUUUAUGACUUAUCCAGUGAUAAACGAACAGACUGUGAUUAAUCUUCUUAAGCAACAAAUAUCUUACUAUUUUUCAACAGAUAAUCUUUGCAAAGACACAUUCUUCAGAUUUCACAUGGAUGAACAGGGUUAUGUUCCUGUAACAUUUAUUGCAUCUUUUAAACGUGUGAGAGAACUUAGUCAAGAUAUUAGCCUCGUUAUGAAAGCAAUGAUUGAUAUGGAAGAAUUAGAACUUAGUACUCACAUGGUAAGGUGCCGAACUGAUCCAACCAAGUGGCCACUUAAAGAAAUACCUCAACAAUUUUUAUUUAAAAAUAAUUUAAAUGCACAACAUCCAUUAUUUGCUCAUCCGAUGGGACCGCCUACUAUUGUUCCACUUAUUUCUCCAGACUUAAUGGUAAAAAAUCUACCUGCCCCUCCUCCGCCACCAAGCAUACACAUAGUUUCUGAUCCACAAGCUGCCAUGAAUCUUAAUCCCGAUGUCCCAGAAUUCGUUCCAAGGAAUGGCCCCAUAGAAUUGAAGACUGAAGAGAACUGUGAUACUAAUGACUGUGAACUAACAAGAAUAAAAGAUACUCCUUUUACAAGUAGUAGUGAAGUUCUUGAUACAUCCAAUAAAUCUAAUGGUCAACAUUCAAAAAUUGCUAAUUUAAAGUCUGAUACAAUUAAAGAAGAAUGCAAUGACAACAAAAAUGUAUCAGUUGAAGUUUUAGAUGAUAAAGAAUCGUGGAAAGAAGUAAAAAGGCGCUCGAAGCCUAGAAACAGUAGUUCUAUGACAUCAGAAACGCUAAAUGUAGCAUCAAAUUUACCUAAACGUAAUUUUCCUGAGAAUCAAAUUGAUACUCAUGCAUCAAAUUCGUGGGAUCUUGGAUUUCAGUUUGAUGAAGAUCUUGCUGUUGUGCCAUGUGGAAAAAUAAAUAAAUUUAAUGAAGAUCCAAUUGGUUCUGAUACUGAUGAAUCUGACUAUGGAGAUAAAGAUGAUUUUGAUGAUAAAGAUAUUGACAAACUCAUGAUUAUUACACAAAAAAUGAUAAGUCGCCCUCAAAAGAUUGAAGAUCGAUCUCAUGAUAAAACAACCCGUGUAAAAAUGACUCAAGAUUUAGAACAUGCUAUUGACUUAGGUUUAAGAUUAUAUGAAGAAGACUUAUGGCAUACAAAUUCUACGAAUCAAACUUCAUCUUACAAGACUGUAAAUGUUGUUACUCAAGAGGUUUUUGAAAGGCUUGUACCAAAAGCUCCAAAGAAAGUCAAUCAAGUUCCUCCACCACCACCACCUUCUCUAAACGUUGAUAAUUUAACCGAAAUUAUGGAAUCUACUGAAAGAAAAGAAAUUGAAAAUAAACAAGUGAAAACUCAAACUGCAACACAGACUAAGACUAAAGUGAAAUUUGACUUACAAAAGCCAAAUCGUCGUCACUUCUAUGGCGAUAUUGAUGAAUCUGGACAUAGAAAACGAAGCCGUUUUAAUGCGGACAGUGAACAUCACGUAGGUUGGGUGUUAGAUUCUCGUGCCCAUACUAGACCUCGUACAACAUCAUUUGGUAGUGGGACAUUAGGAACUAGUCCUAGUCCAAGUGAAGGGUUUCUAUCUAGUACACCCCAAUCAUUGCCAACUUUUCAUCACCCUUCUCAUGCAUUGCUUAUGGAAAAUAAUUUUACUCAACAAGCAUACCAUAAAUAUCAUUCACGUUGUUUAAAAGAGAGAUCUAGACUUGGGCCAGGAAUGUCUCAAGAAAUGAAUACGUUAUAUAGAUUCUGGUCAUUCUUCUUGCGUGACAAUUUUAAUAAGAACAUGUAUAAAGAGUUCCAAUCUUUAGCGGUUGAUGAUUCAAAUAAUGGUUUCAGGUAUGGGUUAGAAUGCUUGUUUCGUUACUAUAGCUAUGGUCUUGAAAGGAAAUUCCGACCAGAAUUAUAUAAAGAUUUCCAAGCAGAAACUAUAAGAGAUCAUGAAAAUGGUCAACUUUAUGGAUUAGAGAAAUUUUGGGCCUUUUUGGAGUAUUACAAAUAUAGUAAAACGCUUCAAGUAGAUCCCAAGUUAAAGCAAUUCUUGAGUAAAUUUAAAACGAUUGAAGAUUUCCGAAAAGCAGAAGAGCAAUUACCUAAAAGUGAAGGUUAUUUGGAUGCAUCUAUGAGAAAAAUGGCGCGUAUGAAACGCCACCGUAGUUACUCUGAAAAUUCUACUCUUGAUACUUUAAAAGUUGCAUCCGAUGUUGUAAUAAAGCCAUUGAAUAUUACUUCUAAUGUUCCAUCAACUAAUGAUGAAAAUUGGCGUAAAAACUCUGUAUUACCAAGAAGAAGAUAUUUAUCUGUUGGUGAGAAAUCAGGAGAUGCCAAAGGACCUAGAAUUACAAAGGUAACAUUUGAAUUGAAUAAAAAAGGAUCAUCAACAAUUGAAGAAAACUCUACUGAGACGCCAAAACAAAAGUAAUGCCCCAGAAUAUCACUGAGAAAAUCAUGUUAUUUUAUUAAAAUUUAUGAAAUGAAUACUUAGUAAAAACACAUAAAAAAUUUAACUUUGGACAUUUUAGAUAUUUUUAAAUUUAUUUUGUUAUGUUAUUUAUCAAGAUUGACUUGGGUCUAAUAUAUUUUUAAACAAAUUAAACUUGAUUAGCUUUUUCAUGAGCACCUAGACAUUUUAAUACAUAAAUAUGUAUUAUGUAAUGCACGUAUCUGAGUGCAUUUAUAUUUUAACAAUAAAUUCUUUAUUGACACCAAUGGUUAUUAAUAAUAAAUUGUAAUAUUUACGCAUAUUACUUACAACUUAAUAAUAUUAUGAUGAAGACUGAAUAUCAUUGUUUUGUCAUUUUAUUUCAAUAUUAAUUUCUUCAUUUUCCAUUCAAAAUUUAACUUACCAUCUUUUAUUUAUUUUACUAAUGUUUAUUGUAAAAUGCUAGUCAUGUGAUUUGCUAAUUAUUAAGUUGAUUAUCAAGUAAAAAAAAAAAAUGUUUGGUGAGUCUUUGAUACCUAACAUAACAAUUAAUUAAUUAAAAAAAAAAACAAAAGUAUUUAAUAACAGAAAUUUUGUUUUGUAUAAUUAAUUACUUUAAUAAUAUUAUGGAAAAUUUAUUAAGUGUGAUAGUUUUUUUUAAUAUUUUAACAAUUGUACUGUAUAAAGUGUGUUGCUUAAUUUAAUUAUUUUGUUAAUACUAUUAUUUUAGUUAUAAUGUUAGCAUUUAAAUUUGAUAACAUUGUUGAAGAACAGUUCUUACUAUCAUAUUAGUUUAUGGGAAUGGGAUUAGAUAUCUUAUAUUUUAUUUUAUUAUUCCAAAACUUGGAUUUUAAAUUAAAAAAAUCUAAUAGUUGUAUCUAUUGCCAUAUAAUUAAAAAAAAAAAAUAUAUAUAUUUAAAUUAGAAUUAUAAAGUUGUCAAGUCUUAGAUUGUAUAAGACUUCAAUGUGCUCACAGGGUUUUUUUUUUAUUUAUAAUUAAUGAAAUUGAAUUCAAAACAUAAGGAUAAUAGUAUAUAUUUAAUAGUAGUUUUCAUAUUACUUGUCGUACAAUUUGGAUUAGUUAUUAUAUUACUGAAUAUGUCAUUAUUUGAAAGCAGAAGUAAUAAUUUAUUUUUAUUACUUAACAUUUUCAAUAUAAUGAAUGUAAAAAUAUAUAUAUAUUUUGCUCUUAAUAAUACUGAAAUUUUGAAAGAAAGCAUUAUAGGUUAUUAUUGUUUUAUUUAUCUUAUGAAUUGCUCAUUGCUCUUACUUAAAAUUGAGUUAAAAUUUGUCAAAUCAAAUUUCUAAUGAUUGUGUUCAUUUUUUAAUUUUUAGCAAUUAUGUUAGUAUAAUCUGAUUGCAUUUUUAAAGAGUAUAGCUAACUUAUAUGUCGCGUAUUGUAUUUUCCAAUAUUUUUAAGUAUUUUUAAAGUAGAAUAUAAAUACAUGUUUUUUUUUUUUAGUAUAUGUAUUUAAUUUAUGAUAACAAUUAAUGAAGUUUGAAUCCAAAUUUAAAGCCUUAUUUUAAAUAUAUUUUUAUUGAAUUAAAAUAUGUUAUAAUUAAAUUACCCAGAAUUUUUUGCGACUAAAAUUAUUAUAUAUAAAAUUUAAUUU
Messenger RNA from Metopolophium dirhodum (rose-grain aphid), 6904 nucleotides. RefSeq names its product la-related protein 1 (gene larp). Gene Ontology annotation, biological process: positive regulation of translation; mRNA stabilization. Gene Ontology annotation, molecular function: RNA cap binding. Gene Ontology annotation, cellular component: cytoplasmic stress granule; cytosol. The transcript is spliced from 20 exons. The coding region runs from base 2118 to 5291 and encodes 1057 amino acids. NCBI's taxonomy places the organism in Eukaryota, Metazoa, Arthropoda, Insecta, Hemiptera, Aphididae. The record is from RefSeq and is a predicted model, not a curated record.